Messenger RNA from Diuraphis noxia (Russian wheat aphid), 965 nucleotides. Its product is annotated as distal membrane arm assembly component 2. The record is from RefSeq and is a predicted model, not a curated record. NCBI's taxonomy places the organism in Eukaryota, Metazoa, Arthropoda, Insecta, Hemiptera, Aphididae.
UAAACAUUUAUAAUUAGUACAGUAUAAUACUUUAAGUUUGAAUUUAAAAAUACAGUGGAUUAAAAUUUUCAAAAUGAACAGUGUACGAAAGCUAAUGCCAUUAUGCUCAAAACAAGCAUUUUCAGGGAAAAGGUUCUAUUCAAAUUCAAAAGAUUUAUCAAAAGAUGAGAACAAGAUUUUGUACGAAAAACUUUUAAAUAAAAACUAUAAUAGUGAAAAACAUACAGAAGCGAGUUCGUUUGCCAAAUGGUUAACACCUCAUUAUAAAUAUGGACCUUCGCGUAUCAUGAAUUAUGAUUGGUCCAUAAAAAAUAUGCAUUCUUGGUAUAAGCGUAAAAGAGUUGAAUUUCACAAGUACAAUCAACGUUAUAUAACAGAACGAGUAAAAUCACUUGGAAGCGACAUAGCUGCGGCACAUUUUGUUGUUUAUCGAGGCGGUGCAAUUAGAUUUCGAGGACAAGAUGACUUUAUAAGUUGGACUAAUAAAAAAGAAGAGUACUAUAUCAAUUUACCAUUAACUUACGAUCCAAAUUAUUUUGUUGAAGCUAUUGAUGGAUCUGACCUAAUGUUUUAUUAUGAAGGAUUAGAAAACUUUAAAAAUCUAUAUAAAUUGAAAUGGCUUAAAUUAAGAAAUAAUCCAGUACUGGACAAUUGGUGCUUAGAUUACAUAGGGCAUGCAAUACCUAAUUUGGAAUAUUUGGAUAUUUCUAAUUGCCCUCAAGUAACAGCUGGUGGUAUAGCAGGUCUUCAAAAGCUAACUCAACUCAAAACAUUGGUGAUAAAUAGUAAUAAUAUAGAAAUCCAAAUGGCCUGCUUUGCAUUGGAAGAUAUAAUUCCUGGGCUCUUUGUUUUAAUACAGGAAAAUAAAGAUGUUAAGUUACAAACAAUGACAGAAAAAAUAAAUUUGAAUGAAACAUAGGUAGUAAAAAUAAUUCAUAAUAGUUAUUUUUAUUGUUAAUAAUAAC